This is a messenger RNA of Cotesia glomerata, 2711 nucleotides long. RefSeq names its product guanine nucleotide-binding protein-like 1 (gene Ns4). The transcript has 9 exons. The coding region runs from base 231 to 2696 and encodes 821 amino acids. Gene Ontology annotation, molecular function: GTP binding; GTPase activity. NCBI's taxonomy places the organism in Eukaryota, Metazoa, Arthropoda, Insecta, Hymenoptera, Braconidae. The record is from RefSeq and is a predicted model, not a curated record.
ACUUUCUAAAUAGUCGAAUGAUGCAAGUUUACUCGGGUUUCGUGGAGAUGGUAUUAAGUUGAGAAAUUCCAAGCGAAGUAGUCAAUCUGCAUUGAUCUUCAGUGAAGUUGCCUCCCCUAAAAACAGUCGUAUUUACAUACUCAUUAUUCAAAAGAAAAGUUGAUGCUCUUCUGGAAAUAACGUUUAUCUAAUUGACAACAUAUUAUUUAAUUUGAUAUCGUUUUAUAAUUAUGCCACAGGGAAGAAAGAAAGUUCCAUUUAGUGGGAAAGCAAAAAAACAACAAAUGAAACUUAAAAAAAAAAGUCGUAAUGAAGUAUCUGAUGACAGUGAUCCAGAACAUUCGACAGUAUUAAAGAUUAAUAAGCAGCCUACAAAUAGCAAUGAUAGAAAUAGAUUUAAUCUCCAAUUUUUUAAAGAAUCCACGGAAGAAUUAAAACAGCGCAAAAUUAAGGCUUGUAAGACUAUUGAAUUUUUACCAUUAAGCGACCAAGAAAUCUCAGAUGAUUAUUUUCCACCUCAUUUGGAUAUGCCUAAACGGCCAGAAUGGGAUUACAAUAUGAGUAAAGAACAAUUAGAUAUGAGAGAGCAUGAAUAUUUUAUGCAAUAUAUAGAGCAGAUAAAAACAUUGGGUAAAAUUAGUUAUUUUGAGCUUAACUUAGAAACGUGGCGGCAAUUAUGGAGGGUUUUAGAAAUGUCUGAUAUAUUAUUAAUACUUGUUGAUGUUCGCUAUUCUGUGUUAAUGUUUCCACCAUAUCUUUAUAAUUACAUAACAAAUGAUUUAAAAAAAGAAGUAAUUUUAGUAAUUAACAAAGUAGACUUAGCCCCGCCUGCGUUGGUCUUAGCUUGGCGUGAAUAUUUCUCUGAACAUUAUCCCCAACUACGAAUAGUUCAUUUUACAUCUUAUCCAGUUGAAAAUUUACAAGAAACUCUUAAUAGACAAACUACUUUGAAUCAACACAAACGUAAAGGAAAAUUUAGAAUGGUUUCAGCAGGAGCUCAAGCAUUAUUAAAAGAGUGCCAAGAAAUAGUACUUGAUAAUGUUGAUUUGAGUUCUUGGCAAGAAAAAAUAAACAAAGAAAUUAAUUUAGAUGAUGAUUGUGAUACUAAUCGAAAAGAUAAUAUAAUAAUAGAAAAAAAUGAUACGAGUUUUGUCAAACAUGAUAAAUAUGCCAAUCGGACACUGACAAUUGGAUGUAUUGGUCACCCUAACGUUGGAAAAUCCGCAUUUAUGAAUGCUGUUAUCGGUAAUAAAGUUGUAAGUAUAUCACGGACCCCGGGUCAUACCAAACACUUUCAAACUAUAUUUCUCACUGAGAAUGUGCGAUUUUGUGAUUGUCCGGGACUUGUAUUCCCAUCAACUGUGCCUAAACAACUUCAAAUUUUGAUGGGUUCUUUUCCCAUUUCUCAAGUUCGAGAACCUUACACUGUCGUCAAGUAUCUUGCUCAGCGAAUAGAUCUUCCUAAAAUCCUUAAAAUUCAACAUCAACAAAAUGAUGAUACUUGGUCAGCUAUGGAUAUAUGUGAUAGUUGGGCAGCUAAACGACAUUUUAUGACUGCUAGAACUGGAAAAUUUGAUACAUAUCGAGCAGCUAAUUCUCUUCUGCGAAUGGCUUUGGAAGGAAAAAUUUGUAUUUUUGUGUAUCCUCCGGGAUGGACACUUGAUAGAGGUAGAGCCGUUAACUGUUUACGUAAUUUUCGGACAGACUUCUUAGAAGAAUGGCCAACGCCUGGAACAGGGCCACACUUUGAUACUUCUAUGCCUUCCAAUUUUACCGGCCUUGUUGGUAAUUCUGUCGAUCUCAUUUGUAAAGUUAAAAAUCUUGGAAAUCGAACGGUAUCCUGGGUGAGACAUCGGGAUAUUCACUUAUUAACCGUGGGACGAUAUACCUAUACGAGUGACCAACGAUUUGAAGCCCAGCAUUAUCCACAUACUGAGGAGUGGACCCUUAAAAUCCGUUAUCCUCAAAGAAAAGAUUCCGGUUUCUACGAAUGCCAAAUAUCAACUACUCCACCAAUUGGGCAUCCUGUGUAUUUAACCAUAGUUGAACCGGUCACUAUAAUAGUUGGUCAACCCGAUCUUUAUGUGAAUAAAGGCAGCACUAUUAACUUAACGUGUCUGGUCAAAUAUGCUCCAGAUCCACCCCCGACGAUGAUCUGGCGUCAUGAUAGUGAGGAUAUCAAUUUUGAUUCACCUCGGGGUGGUAUCAGUCUUGUAACCGAAAAAGGUCGAGAGACGUCGAGUCGUUUGAUGAUACAAAAUGCGGUGCCAGCAGAUUCAGGUUCAUAUACAUGCAAACCAAGCAAUGCAAAUCCUGGUAGCAUACGAGUGCAUGUGGUAAAAGCAAUUCGCCGGCACCCAGACUCUGUUGAAGACAUGAAAAAUGCAGUUUGGGCUACUUAUUACCACAAUAGUUCCACAGACCAAGAUCCACAGUAUAUGUAUUGCCCACCUGGUGCGGAGAGUUGGUGUGCGUGGCAAAAAGCUGCAUCUGAGGAUACCUUAGAGGAGUUUCAGCAUGAUAAUGUUCCUCUGUGUGAUAAAGUUUUAGAAAUUAUAAAACCAAUUUAUGACAGUUUAUCAUCAGAGGAAUUAUUAACUCGAUGUUUAGGUUCUGAAACUCAAAACAAUAAUGAGUCUCUAAACUCGUUGAUUUGGACUUUCGCGCCGAAACAUAUGGGUCAUUCCACCAAAUAAGAACAUUUUUACGGG